This is a messenger RNA of Exserohilum turcica Et28A, 1056 nucleotides long. RefSeq lists its product as uncharacterized. Lineage: Eukaryota; Fungi; Ascomycota; Dothideomycetes; Pleosporales; Pleosporaceae. Bases 1 to 1056 code for a protein of 351 amino acids. The record is from RefSeq and is a predicted model, not a curated record. The transcript has 7 exons.
AUGUUUUGGAACUCUGUUGCCAUUUUUGCACUCCUUGCAAAACAUGCUUCAACCCAGGAAACACCAUAUGGGGCAUCUGAAUUUUUGCGGUUUGGAUGUUCACAGCUUGUUAUUGAGCGUGCUGAUCCGCUUGUGACUCCAGGACUAAACCCAUCGCCACAUAUGCAUCAAAUUGUAGGAGGCAACAGCUUCAACGUGACGAUGGACCCCUCGACCUUUGACCCACCUGCAAGAUCAUCAUGUACCUCCUGCAUUUAUAAAGAAGACAGGUCAAACUACUGGACCGCUUCCAUUUACUUCAAGUCGCCUGAGAAUGGUACAUACCGCAAAGUACCGCAGAUGGCCAAUGGUCGCCGAAACAGAACCCUACUUGAGCAGGAUGGCGGCCUCACCAUAUACUACAUGCGCCCAUUCCUCGGUAACAAUACGAAAACUACAGCCAUGAGCCCGGGUUUCCGCAUGCUCGCCGGUGACCCCAACAAUCGCAGCAAAAACGGGACGUAUCCGGGAAUCUGCCAUCGAUGCCUCCAGGAAAGCGAGCGCGUCAUGGGAGGAGACGGAGCGCCCUGUUCGGCCAACGACACUGCCAGCUUUCCAUCGACGCCGUGUCCAGGGGGUAUUCGUGCUACCGUGAUCUUUCCCUCGUGUUGGGAUGGUGUGAAUCUUGAUUCACCAGACCAUAGAUCGCAUGUGGCGUACGCGCCAAAUUCAGCCUUGCUCGGUGGUCUCGCUGGUGACCAGUGUCCAAGUAGCCACCCGGUCAGGAUUCCGCAGGUAAUGUAUGAGAUCAUGUUCGACACUUCUGGAUUUUCAGACCCGAUAUAUUACCGAGACGGCAAGCAGCCGCUGGUGUAUAGCUUUGGCGAUGCGACCGGGUAUGGUGCGCAUGGCGACUACUUAUUCGGCUGGGAAGGCGACGCGCUCCAGAAGGGGAUGGAUGCUCUUGGCAACAGAUGUGGAAGCGAGGACUGCACAUCCACGUUGACCAUUCAAGCCGGGAAGGACGCGAUUGCGUGGCUCGACCAACUCCCGGGUGGUGUUCAGAUUACAGAGUAG